GUAAACAACAAAACCAACCAGACAUUCGCUGAAGCUUACCAACCAUGGCUGACGCUCAAUUUGACAGUGCGCUCGACCUCCUGCGGCGCUUGAACCCCCGGGACACCAAAAAGAACCUUCAGGCGAUUACAUCUAUAGUCCCUGACCUCACCGAAGACCUCCUUUCCUCCGUUGACCAGCCCCUCGAGAUCCGCCGGUGCUCCAAGACCAACCGUGACUACCUGCUCUGCGAUUACAACCGGGAUGGUGAUAGCUACCGCUCCCCUUGGAGCAACGAGUUCGACCCUCCUCUGGAUGAUGGAACCGUCCCUAGCGAGAGAGUGAGAAAGCUUGAAGUAGCGGCUAAUGAGGCUUUCGACGUCUACCGGGAGCUGUACUAUGAGGGUGGUGUAGGCAGCGUUUACUUCUGGGAUUUGGAUGACGGUUUCGCUGGUGUUAUACUUUUGAAGAAGGGGGUAACGCCGGGUACGAAAAGCUCGGGAGAAUGGGACAGUAUCCACGUGUUUGAAGCUACCGAUCGGGCUCGCAUGUCCCACUACAAGCUGACCAGCACCGUUAUCCUUCAUCUGGCCAACGAGACCGAGUCUCUGGGUGAAAUGGAUCUGAGCGGUAACAUGACCCGACAAGUGGAGGUGGACUUGCCCGUUGAGUCCGAUGCAAGCCACGUUGCCAAUGUUGGUCGACUCGUUGAGGACAUGGAGUUGAAGAUGAGGAACCUGCUGCAGGAGGUCUACUUCGGUAAAGCGAAGGAUGUCGUGGGCGAACUCCGGAGUCUGGCUUCCUUGUCGGAGGCAAGCAAGGAGCGCGCUACCCAGCGGGAGAUGAUUAUGUCCAUGCACAGGUAGUCACCGGUGACUGCCGACGCUAUCUAGCUACCGCAAUGGUCACGGUAGUAGCAUGUUUUGUAUCAUCGAUUUUGCGCCUUCCAACAUUGCACUUAUAGCUUAUUGUAUGUAGAUUCGAGCUAAGGUUCCUGGAGAUCUAAAACUCACAUUAUUUCGAUAAUGCUAGCUUAUCGAGA
Molecule: messenger RNA, 1021 nt
Organism: Aspergillus caelatus
Lineage: Eukaryota; Fungi; Ascomycota; Eurotiomycetes; Eurotiales; Aspergillaceae
Gene: cap2
Product: F-actin-capping protein subunit beta
Exons: 5
Coding region: 45-845 (266 amino acids)
Biological process (GO): actin cytoskeleton organization; barbed-end actin filament capping; cell morphogenesis
Cellular component (GO): actin cortical patch; F-actin capping protein complex; cytoplasm
Molecular function (GO): actin filament binding
Source: RefSeq, a predicted model, not a curated record